AUGCUCAUUGCGCCGAUGCUCGCCGGGCUCGUGCCCCCUGGGUUGUGCCCUGCGAGCUUCAGCCCGCUUGCCUUGUUCAGUGCGCCGCCGCUCAACCCGGCCGUCUGUUCUCGAAGGUGUCUGUAUGUGACCCUCCCACGUCUGCUUCGUGGUCAAAGGGCCGCGUACUGGACGGACGCUGACAUCGUCGCCGUGCUUGAACGCAUCGGACUCGCUACGAAGAGACGGGCGAGACCAAAUGCUUUGAACGACGUGGCGAGUCACGGGUGGGUGGAUGUCGAGUGUCGGCGCGUUUCGGGUGUCGACUUGACCACGCCCGCCGCACGCGCAUGGCUCUGA
This is a messenger RNA of Fomitopsis serialis, 339 nucleotides long. RefSeq lists its product as uncharacterized. The coding region runs from base 1 to 339 and encodes 112 amino acids. NCBI's taxonomy places the organism in Eukaryota, Fungi, Basidiomycota, Agaricomycetes, Polyporales, Fomitopsidaceae. The transcript is spliced from 5 exons. The record is from RefSeq and is a predicted model, not a curated record.